Staurois parvus is the source of this 813-nucleotide messenger RNA. The record is from the annotation of a GenBank genome assembly. Lineage: Eukaryota; Metazoa; Chordata; Amphibia; Anura; Ranidae.
AUGCAAGCAAAGAAUCUCUUUCCUAACACAUACCUGAUUGUAGGAGUUUGUAGUGAUGAGUUGACACAUAACCUGAAGGGCUUCACAGUGAUGAAUGAGGCAGAACGGUAUGAUGCAGUUCAGCACUGUCGCUACGUAGAUGAGGUGGUGAGGAACGCACCAUGGACACUCACCCCAGAAUUCCUUGAGGAGCACAGGAUUGACUUUGUGGCACAUGAUGACAUCCCUUACUCAUCUGCAGGAAGUGAUGAUGUUUACAAGCACAUAAAAGAAGCAGGAAUGUUUGCACCUACCCAGCGCACAGAAGGGAUCUCUACGUCUGAUAUCAUUACUAGGAUUGUACGGGAUUAUGAUGUCUAUGCCCGCCGAAAUCUUCAGCGUGGUUACACUGCAAAGGAGCUUAAUGUCAGCUUUAUAAAUGAGAAGAAGUACAACCUGCAGGAGCGUGUGGAUAAGGUGAAAAAGAAAGUAAAGGACGUAGAGGAAAAGUCUAAGGAAUUUCUGGAGAAGGUAGAAGUAAAAAGCAUUGAUUUGAUCCAGAAAUGGGAGGAAAAGUCCAGGGAAUUCAUUGGAAACUUCCUGGAAAUGUUUGGCCCAGAGGGAGCUUUGAAACACAUGCUGAAGGAAGGCAAGGGGAGAAUGCUUCAGGCCAUCAGCCCUAAACAAAGCCCCAGCAGCAGUCCUUCUCGGGAACGGUCUCCUUCCCCAUCUUUCCGCUGGCCCUUCUCCAGGUCCUCACCACCAGCAUCUCCAGGCAGAAGGUCUCGAUCUGGACCUGAUGCUUAUGACAUCAGUGAGGAUGAAGAGGACUAA